Molecule: messenger RNA, 1357 nt
Organism: Vigna angularis (adzuki bean)
Lineage: Eukaryota; Viridiplantae; Streptophyta; Magnoliopsida; Fabales; Fabaceae
Exons: 2
Coding region: 116-883 (255 amino acids)
Source: RefSeq, a predicted model, not a curated record
UCGUCUUGCUGUAGAACCAACGAACCAAAUUCCUGAAAAUCAAAACCAGAGUUUGUCUUGUCAUCUUCAUCUUCCCUUUUGGAGUUACACACAAAUAUCUUCAUCCACAAAAAUCAUGAGGAGCUUUUCAAAGAACAAGUUCCUAUGUUUUCGCCCUGUCGUCGACAUAGAUUGCAUGUUAAAGUCCGAAGUUGCUCCUCAUCGUUCUUCUUCUCCCAGUCAUUUCUCACGCGUCCCCACUUCAGAGAAGCAACAAAUGGUCACGAAUUCAAAACCCAAAUCUGUAUACUUCCACCACGUUUCACCUAAACGGACGAUUUCUCGGGUGAUCAAAGCUGCGUUCUACGAAACCAUACUGAAUAAAAGAGAUCACCAUAAAAACCGCUACAUCCAUGAUUCAUUUGUGUACAAACACAAGAAUUUGAAGUAUGGGGAAAGAAAAACCCUUCAAUCGCCUUUGUCAACUUCAUCUUCAGCUUGCUCCGGCUCACACGCGUCAUCAGAAUCAACGAACGUUUCAAAUCACUACUCCACCAAGGAAAAAGGGAAAGAGGGUGGUCAUGGAAGCCCACUGGAGAAGCAAAAAAGGUUCGAGUGCUAUGGAAUAUACUUGGUUCUAUUCAGCUUAGCGUUUACGGUAUUUUGGGGAAAGCUUUUUGGUAUUCUUUUGACUUCAACAUUGCUCUACUUUUUCGCCGUUUGGGACUCGAGUUCUCCGUGCAAAAAAAGGUCACCAAAAAUUCCAAGGCUCAGAGAAAGUCCACAAGAUAAAGAUACCAGAAAUUAUCAUGACAUAGUUCAAGAUUAUCGCAUGGCCAUAGUCCCGUUUAGUUUUCACGUGACACAUGAUCGAAAACUUGAUCGUGUGUCAGAUGAUAAUUAACAAUGACUAUACUAAUCAAGAGCUUUAUGAUAGUUUUUGGUUAAUUAUGGGAAGCAAGUUCGCAGGGAACUAUUAGGAUGUACCAUAAUGGGGCAUUAAAUUUUGACGAGAGAAUGGUCCUUUUUCGUGCUUGGUGCAUGCUUCUACAUUCUCUGCUCUGCUAUCUCUAUGCUUAGUGUCGAAGCUUUCUUGGCAUAGCACAAAAGACAGUGACAUGAGUGCUCUUCCAGUGGCUAAGAUUGGAAAGAAUUGUAAGGGUGGGAGAGACAGAAGCAGCAGUUCCACAUUUAUUUCCCUUUGCCAUGCUUUUGUUUGGGUUUCUGACAUGACAAUACAUAUCUAACCGAUGCAAAGUAGGAAAAGUAGUUAAUGAAAUUUGAUAGGGAAAGAUGUUGGUUGUUGUAUUGAAAUUAAGUUUGAUUUGUACAGAAUUUACUUCUGAAAUAAUACGAGUGCAUUCGUGAUUUGUAGCUU